Podarcis muralis (Common wall lizard) is the source of this 10228-nucleotide messenger RNA. RefSeq names its product microtubule associated serine/threonine kinase 2 (gene MAST2). Gene Ontology annotation, molecular function: microtubule binding; protein serine/threonine kinase activity; magnesium ion binding. Gene Ontology annotation, cellular component: microtubule cytoskeleton. The record is from RefSeq and is a predicted model, not a curated record. NCBI's taxonomy places the organism in Eukaryota, Metazoa, Chordata, Lepidosauria, Squamata, Lacertidae. Gene Ontology annotation, biological process: cytoskeleton organization; intracellular signal transduction; peptidyl-serine phosphorylation.
CUUUGCUUGUCAAGGCCUCUAUAAAGCAAGCUGAGGAAGUUCGGUUCACUUUAUAUUCUGCCUUGUGUUUUAGAAGUUUUUCUUUGAAGUUCUCUUCUGUUUAUCGUAUUUUUGCUGCUUUUUCUUAAUUUCUUUGGAUUUUAAAAUGAGAUUUUAGGUCACAUGUAGGAGGAAACGUUUUGGAUUUUUGUGUUGAAGAGGUGCAUUUUGAAAACAACUAUAUCAUGGGGUUGGAAGAUACCGUAAUACGGAGUGAAGAACAUCUAUGAGAAAUAAUGCAUGUGCCGCUUCCCUCUGGGAUAUAAAAUGGAAGAGCUUAUUUAGGACCGCUCUGUCAAUGAUGAAAGCAGUGCCAAUGAAUGAAUUCUUACGCAUUCAAAACACGUGUUUCGGAUUGGAACUACAUAAAAGGAGAAGUUAGCUCUCAGCACAGAACUAAAAGAAGGAAAAUCAUGUCUACUACGUUCAAGGAAGAAGGAGCCCAGCGUACUUGAGACAUCAGAAACAAAAGAAUAUGCUACUGUAUUUGAAGACUCUGACAUUUGCUUUGUCUGUAUAGAGGAUAAAGGAAUUUUACAUGUUCAACAUAAUGAAAUCCCUGUGUGAAUGUGGGAUUUUUACGUUCAUUUGACUAACCGAAGAUGUUUUAAAAAUGAAUGAAUUGGGGCACUGCUUUUUCAAGGAAACAAGAUUUGGAUUUUCAAAGCUUAUUGUACUCUCAAGAUAAAUGCAGCUGUUGUAGUUUGCUCUGCUUGUGCAGGAGAUCAGUUUGACCAAAGUAAGGAGAAAAUAUGAAUUGAUUGCUUUUGGCAUAUUGUUCGUGCUUGCAUUCCUAGGUGUUUAACCUGUACACACAUGUGUGAGAGAGCAAAAACAUCUCCAUACUGGAACCUAGAUUCUCAAUAGACUUGAAUAUGUUGUGACAGUGUCAAUAAGGAAGCAGAUUAAAGUGUGUGUAUAUAAGCGAUCAGAGGCACUGACUGUUACCCUUCAUGAUAGAGGAAGCUAAUUUUUCUUUAUAUGCAAAGAAGAAAUAUUGAAAAUAAGAGAGAAAACAGCACAAGUGAGGAACAGGAGAGUAUUGAAAGAUUUUGAUAACCUAGAGUUGCUGAGAGUUGAAAAUAUGGAUGAUUCGAGCAUUCUACGAAGGAGGGGGUUACAGAAGGAACUUAGUCUCCCUAGAAGAGGAAGUUUUUGUAGGACCAGUAAUAGAAAGAGCUUGAUCGUAACCUCCAGCACAUCUCCAACACUUCCUCGACCACAUUCUCCACUCCAUGGCCAUGCAGGUGGAAGUCCGUUGGACAGUCCCAGAAAUUUCUCCCCAAAUGCACCCUCUCACUUUUCCUUCGUUCCUGCCCGUAGCCAUGGACACAGGGCAGACAGGACAGAUGGGCGUCGUUGGUCCCUGGCCUCCCUCCCCUCAUCUGGAUAUGGAACAAACACUCCCAGUUCAACAGUUUCAUCAUCAUGUUCAUCUCAGGAGAAGCUGCACCAACUGCCUUAUCAGCCAACACCAGAUGAACUCCAUUUCUUGACAAAGCACUUCAGCACAGAGAGCAUCACUGAUGAGGAAGGGCGGCAUUCUCCAGCAAUGCGCCCCCGAUCUCGCAGCCUCAGUCCUGGCCGUUCUCCUGUGUCCUUUGAUAGUGAAAUAGUAAUGAUGAACCAUGUAUACAAAGAAAGAUUUCCAAAGGCCACAGCCCAGAUGGAGGAACGGCUGGCUGAGUUUAUUGCAUCCAGCGCACCAGAGAAUGUGCUACAGCUAGCAGAUGGGGUCCUAAGUUUCAUUCACCAUCAAGUUAUUGAAUUAGCCAGAGACUGCUUGGAUAAAUCACGUGAAGGACUUAUUACUUCUCGGUACUUUUAUGAGUUGCAGGAAAACCUUGAGAAGCUCCUACAAGAUGCUCACGAGCGCUCAGAGAGCUCAGAAGUGGCAUUUGUUACCCAGUUGGUGAAGAAGUUGAUGAUAAUCAUUGCACGGCCAGCACGAUUGCUAGAAUGUCUGGAGUUUGAUCCUGAAGAGUUCUACCAUCUGCUAGAAGCUGCUGAAGGCCAUGCCAAGGAAGGAGAAGGAAUUAAAUGUGACAUCCCUCGUUAUAUUAUUUGCCAGCUGGGACUCACCAGGGAUCCCCUGGAGGAAAUGGCCCAGCUGAACAGCUUUGAUAGUCCAGACACUCCAGAGACAGAUGAUUCUACUGAGGGAAAGAGUCGGGGAGCCACUGUGCAAGCCAAGAAAACUCCAUCUGAAGAGGAAUUUGAAACAAUUAAGCUAAUCAGCAAUGGUGCAUAUGGUGCAGUGUUCUUGGUGCGCCACAGAACUACCCGUCAGCGCUUUGCCAUGAAGAAGAUCAAUAAGCAGAAUCUCAUUUUGAGGAACCAAAUUCAACAAGCUUUUGUGGAAAGAGACAUACUAACAUUUGCAGAGAAUCCCUUUGUUGUGAGCAUGUUCUGCUCUUUCGAAACCAAGAGGCAUCUAUGCAUGGUUAUGGAGUAUGUGGAAGGGGGUGAUUGUGCAACUCUCUUGAAGAAUAUUGGAGCUUUACCUGUUGAUAUGGCAAGAAUGUAUUUUGCAGAAACUGUUCUGGCACUGGAAUAUCUCCACAAUUAUGGCAUCGUCCACCGUGACCUAAAGCCUGACAAUCUUCUCAUAACAUCGAUGGGUCACAUCAAGCUGACAGACUUCGGCCUCUCUAAAAUUGGCUUAAUGAGCUUGACAACCAACCUAUAUGAAGGACACAUUGAGAAAGAUGCCAGAGAAUUCUUGGAUAAGCAGGUGUGUGGGACUCCAGAAUACAUUGCUCCAGAAGUGAUCUUGCGGCAGGGUUAUGGAAAGCCUGUGGAUUGGUGGGCCAUGGGAGUAAUCUUGUAUGAGUUUCUAGUUGGCUGCGUUCCUUUUUUUGGCGACACACCGGAAGAAUUAUUUGGACAAGUUAUCCAUGAUGAAAUUGCUUGGCCAGAAGGAGAUGAUGCUUUACCACUAGAUGCGCAGGACCUCAUCGGUAAACUUCUCCGACAAAAUCCUAUGGAAAGGCUGGGAACAGGGAGUGCUUUUGAGGUGAAGCAACACAGAUUCUUCAAGGAUUUGGACUGGAAUGGAUUACUCCGACAAAAGGCAGAAUUUAUUCCACAGUUAGAAUCGGAAGAUGACACAAGCUACUUUGACACUCGCACCGAGCGAUAUCAGCAUUUAGAUUCUGAGGAAGAGGAUGACACGAAUGACGAUGAUCAUGUGGAACUUAGGCAGUUUUCCUCAUGUUCACCAAGGUUUAGCAAGGUGUACAGCAGUAUGGAACGUCUUUCCAUCCAUGAAGAGAGGAAAACGCCGCCGCCUACCAAGCGUAGCCUGAGUGAGGAAAAAGAUGACAGACUAGAAAGCCUUGGCCUGAAGUGUCGAGACCGCAGCUGGGUGAUUGGGUCUCCUGAAAUACUGCGUAAACAUCUCUCAGUGUCUGAAUCCUCUCACACAGAGAGUGACUCCAGUCCACCUCUGACUGUCCGCCGGCGAUGCUCUGGGCUUCUAGACAUGCCCCGCUUUGCCAUUUCAGCUGAGGAAGAAGGUAAAAAGAAACAGCUGGAUGGGACGCAGCCACGGGAAAGCCACCCUCUUCCAAUUCCAGAACAACCUGUGGAGCGAGAACUACAACUGGAUGAUGAGGAUGGGUUAAAAACACCCUCUUCAACUGUCAGUAAUAUAAGCAGCUCAACACUGACAGCUGGAAGCACUACAGACUUCUCUGAUCAGUGCACUCGCAGUAAUAGCAACGAGGGCCCAGAGUUUACUACUCCUAAAGCCACAAGUGACUUGGCAGUGCGGCGAGCCCGACAUAGGCUACUCUCUGGGGAGUCUGGGGAAAAACGGACCACACGUCCUGUUAAUAAAGUGAUUAAGUCAGCAUCGGCCACAGCCCUCUCUCUCCUAAUUCCUUCAGAGCACCAUACGUGUUCUCCAUUGGCCAGUCCAAUGUCACCUCAUUCUCUCUCCUCCAAUCCAUCUUCAAGAGACUCAUCUCCAAGUCGGGACUUUUCUCCUGCUGUCAUGAAUCCCAAACCACCAAUCAUCAUCCACCGAGCUGGGAAGAAAUACGGCUUCACACUUCGUGCUAUUAGAGUCUACAUGGGGAACAGUGAUGUCUACACAGUGCAACACAUGGUCUGGCAUGUAGAAGAAGGUGGCCCUGCAAGUGAGGCUGGUCUGAGAGAAGGGGACUUGAUAACCCAUGUGAAUGGAGAGCCUGUACAUGGACUGGUUCAUACUGAAGUGGUGGAGUUGGUCUUGAAGAGUGGAAAUAAAGUGUCCAUAUCUACUACACCUUUUGAGAACACAUCAAUUAAAGUGGGGCCAGCUCGGAAGGCCAGCUAUAAAUCAAAGAUGGCAAGGAGGAACAAGAAGAGCAAAACAAAAGAUGGACAGGAAAGUAAGAAGAAGAGCUCUCUGUUCAGGAAGAUUACCAAGCAGGCUUCUCUGCUUCACACCAGCAGGAGUUUGUCUUCUCUCAACCGUUCUCUGUCAUCUGGAGAGAGUGUUCCUGGUUCACCUACUCACAACCUCUCCCCUCGUUCACCAACACAAAGUUACCGAUCUACUCCUGAGUCUGCACAUUCAGUUGGUGGAAACUCUUCUCAGAGCAGUUCACCCAGUUCGAGUGUUCCCAACUCCCCUGCUAGUUCGGGACAUAUCCGACCCAGCUCUUUGCAUGGACUAGCACCAAAGCUUCAACGGCAAUAUCGAUCUCCACGACGUAAAUCUGCAGGGAACAUUCCUCUCUCGCCACUAGCUCACACUCCCUCGCCAACCCCACAGUCUACGUCGCCUCAGCGCUCCCCUUCUCCUUUGCCAGGGCAUUCAGUUGGCAGUUCAGGCAUCAUGCAAUCAUUUCCUGUCAAGUUACACUCCUCCCCACCUCUUGUCCGACAGAUUUCAAGGCCCAAGAGUGCUGAGCCACCAAGAUCCCCUUUGCUGAAGAGAGUCCAGUCAGCUGAAAAACUUACCUCCUCUCUCUCUUCAGAAAAAAAGAUGUCGUCUUCGCGCAAGCAUAGCUUGGACAUCUCCCAUUCAGAAUUCAAAAAGGAGAUGCUCCAGAGAGAUCCUGGCCUCCAAAGUUGGCAGGAAUCCAUGAGUGAAACAACUGGAGGCAAAGUUGGACUUGCAGAAAAAGGGACCCUGCAGAAACCUCCUUCCAGAAAACUGGGACCUAUUCGGCAUGAUAGGGUGGAGCGAAGGGAGUCUCUACAGAAGCAGGAGGCCAUCACAGAAGUAGAUUCUUCUGAAGAUGAAACUGACGAAGGAUCAGAAGAUAGUCAAGAUGGGAAGAAAAUGGACAGGCCAGCCUUCAAUAGAGACCACCAAGUUUCUGAUCCUUUCUCCGAGGAUAUGAAGGUUUCUUCCAAGUUGGAAAGCAAAGACAGUAUGGAGGAUGAUGCGUUUCUUCCUGAGGAACCAAAAACUGUCAGUUUGCAGAAAGGGGCGGAUCAACACCAACCAAAGGAUGUUGCAAGGACACCACUGGCCGGUAUAGAUGAGUCACAAUCUGAAGUUUGUGUGAGAACUUCUCCUAUUGAAAAAUUUGGUGACUGUGAAGCAGUUAAGCUAACAGAUUCUGAAACCCAAUUAGGGUCAGGACAAGGCAAUACUCUCAGACUUGUUAAUCAGAAAUGUGCCUGUUUCGAAGAUGCUGAGGACCCUAAACAAACUCUGAUUAUCCAGGAAAGCAUAGACUGCCCAGAGCAGGUGAAGUGCCUACCAGUGAGAUAUCUGCAGCUCGGUCAAGGUGACUGUUCAGGGCUGGCAAGUGGCAAAGAUAACCUGAAGGAAUUUGCUUCUACAGAAACUACUUAUAUGUUGUCUCAUGAUAUUAUGCCUUUGUUAGCACUUUCUUCUUCUACUUGCACAACUAGCACAAGCUCUCUUCCACUAAUAAGCCAAAUGGACUGCAAAGAUGCACCUCAGAAACAGGAAGCCCAGUCUGUCAAGGAAAGCACCAGUAUUCCGAACCUGACAAGCAGUGGCAAAACAUCUUCACAAAGGUCUCCUGAUGCCGAAGAAUCACAAGGUUUGUCAUCUGCCACAUUAGUUUCAAAACACAAAAUUCAUACAAGUGAUACAAACUUAAGUUGUCCUAUAGGAAGACCAAGUCUCACACUUGAUGCAGCAGCUGAAAAUGGAAAAUCAGUUUGCCCAGCUCCUUUAGCAAUAGGUGCAAAAGGCAUGUUGGGCCCAGGAAAUAUUAACGUAUCUGGCUCAAGAGAACUAGAAAGAACAAGGGAAGAGUUCCCCCCGAAGGAACUGUUUCAUAUGAAAGAGAGUAUGCCAAAGGAAGAAAUGCAGGAAACACUAAAGGAAGGCCCAGGCCCAGUAACAGCCAAACCUUUCAGCAUAGGUAGUCUCAUUAAAAUAUGUGGUUCCCAUAUUGGGUCCGAAAGCCUAUCAGAGUCUUUGGAGCCAGAGUGUUCAGUGGGAGCAAAAGAGAAGCCAGGGACUGGUAAUUCUAAGGUACCUGAAAUUUUGGAGGACAGGUGGCAAUUGCCUCCACCUGAAAAACAGGCAGAUGGCACAGCAAGGCAGGGCACAGGGGUUUCAUCUGGACCAGAUUCUAGCCAGAAUUCCAAAAAGGAAACUGCUCUGAUGCCAGGAGAAAUCGGAGAGGCUGGAGGUCAAUCACAAACAAGAGACUUCCUGUUGUCAGAUGGUGACGUCGUGAAGAAAACAUAGCAACAUAUCUACAUUCAGAAGCAAAGACAACAUUAGUAGAACACAAAUAUAAAACACAAAACUUGUGCAACUUUUUUUGUUGAUUUGUGUUUUCACACUCUUGCCUUUUUCAUUCUUGCAAUUCUAUUUUUGUACUCAGCGUUUGAUGCCUCUUAGCAGGGUAUCUUUAAAGCAAGAUUAAAAAAAUGAUUUCCAAACUCCGCCCCCCCCCAACAUUUUUGGCCCUAAAUUUGAAGCAUUCUGUUAAAUAUCUAUUUUCUUUCAAAAUUCCAGGGAAUUACAUUUGCCAAAUUAGACCGCUCACUUGGAAAUGGCACAUUUUGAGCACAAAUUCCAAAUUUUAGUCCUUGUUUCCAAAAUUUUAGGUCAUGUCUUUUAAGUUGGCAAGGAUUAAAAUAAACACUUUUGAUGGCAGACUGUUCUGAAUCAUUAUGCCACCUCACAUAUUUUCUUACAUAUCAUAGACGUCCAAUUUAUGUAUAUCUGUGAGGAAACCUUGUGUCAGCUUGUGCAAUGGGGCAAUACCCUCCUUUUAAAAAGAACGUUAAGCAAAACAGCAAAAUAAAAUCUUUAGUUUAUCUUUGUUUUUGUUUUUAAAAAGGCUUUGAUUUAAAAGAAGAUUACUUCUUUUUCUCCCUUUUUAGAAUUUUUAAUCCUUUUUGCUCAAAGUAGUCAGUAACCUCAAAAGAGGCACAUGGUGCUUCAGUUAUGCUAACUCAGGAGUAAGGGGCCUGUAGGCUUUCACUAAUUGCUAACUACAACUCCCAUCAUCCCUGACUAUUGGUCAUGCUGGCUAGGACUGAUGGGAGAUGCAGUCCAAUAACACCUGGAGGCCACAGGUUCCCCACCCCUGCUUUAGCAACCUAAGCUAAUUUACUUUACUGACAUGUUGCUGUGAGAGGCAAACAUUUGGGACUAUCACACCCCCAGUCUUAUGGAGCUAUCUUGAUUGUUGUGGACGAAAGUUAAAAUCCAGUGAAGUGUUCUCAUUUGACUUUGUGAGUGAGAGAAGUGAUCUUCAUUGAUUCAUCAGGAGGCAGCUAAGACCAAACCGUGUCUAGGUGAAAUAGUCCUGUUAGCAUUAGUGUCUCUUUCCCAAGUGUAAGUAGGUAAUUCAGUAAAUUGACCCUUCAGUCAUAUAGAAAGUUUAUUAUAAUUCAACGGUCCCUUCCAUUGUUUAAUCCACCUUCUACCUUUCUUAAAUGUCUAUAUUUUCUAAGUAACCUUUUGAAUGUUUUUGAAAGUUCAACAUGAGUUGGUGCUUUUUGCUUAAAGACAUCUGAGUCUAUGAUACUGCACUGAUACAUACAGUAUAGCACUAGCAGCAGCAUUUCAAGUAUAUUACUUAUUGAAUCUAAUUACAGUUUAUAGGCAAAAGUAACUAUUUCCAUAAACUCCACAAUACUUACAGCCUUGCCUAACAGAAUGCAUCUGUGUGUGUCUGUGUGAGCAGAGAAAGUAAUUAUUUGCAUAGUCUGCUGUUCUACCUACAGAGGUGAUCACAUGUUGACUAAUAGCUCUCCAGGGCAAGCGCUGCAAUUCAUUACAGCACAGCUUUAUUGCUCAGCCAGGUUUCUGAUAUGAAGGCUCUUCCUGCACCAUUUCUCCUUACAGAGCCUACGUGUACUUUUUGACUAGGAGUAUGCUCUUAAAUCCUUAAUUUAUUAUAAUCUCAUUUCAAGUGUGUCUUGCCCAAACUCCCUGAUUCUCCCCACUACAUACCCAAUUAUUUGGUUUUAGUUUUGGACCAAUUUAUUUUUGAUUUGGGGUUUUCUUUAUAUUAGCCUGUGUGUGUAAUAAAGGGAAGUGUGUGUGUGUGUGUGUGUGUGUGUGUGUGUGUUGUAAUGCUGCAGAAAGAUCCAUUGGCUUUCUCAUAUAGAACUUGAAGCUUCAAUACUCAAAACUUCAAUAGUAGUUCCCCACAAUGAUUUAAGAUCUGCUAAUCUCUUUAAUCCUGCCACCAGUGCACAAUAGCUAAAUUUAUGCAUUAACAUUUUUAAAAUAAAGCAUUAGGCUUUCCUCCAUCCAGCCACACCUUUAUCUUACCAGCCUAUCACUUUGCUGUGUUGCCCUCAGAACAGAGGCAACUGGGGCCUCAGUGAAUACAUACAUUUAGAGAAAGGGAAUUGAUGGCAUAGCCACUCAGAAAUGCACAUUAACUUGAAUAAUGUAAAAAUAUUAAAUGCAUUGAUUUACACUGUGUGAAUUUGAGCCCCGGGGAUGAAUAAUGUAGCUUCAAACAUACCUUGUAGCAUCUGUUUACACAAAGGCAGCCAAAGGAUUUAUAUCUCUAGUUUAGCCAAAUAAAGCAUAUUGGGCCACCUCAUUUCUGUAUAGAUGCCACUUAUAUAUUACCUUUUUAUGUAUUCAUUCUACCAUUACCAGGAAACCUAUGUAAUUGUUAAAGCCUGCAGAAGCCUUCAUUUUUCAUGUUACUUGAUAUAUUCUGUAACUGUUGUCCCACUUCAGUAAAAAUGAUUGGCCACAAAAAAUCGUUGCAUCGAAACCACAUGGCAGUAAAUCAGAUUUAUUCUUUGGACAUCUAAUAUAUAUAUAUAUAUUGAAGAGUUCAGACAAUCAUGAUGUUUCUGAGGGAAAAAUUUAAGGUCUUAGGCUUAAUAUUUUUAAGUGCUUAUAAGGAGGCAGCAUGUGAUGAGAGUUGAACUGAUGUUACCAUGUUGAGGAGACAGGUGUUUGCAUAACUAUAGUCUAGUUAAGCCACUAUAUGUAUACAGUGUUGAUCCACUUAGCUGAGACUGGUCUCCAUGAUGUUCCAUGAAUGGGGGUGAUUGGAUAAUUUUGUUUAGGCAUGCAAUAUACAGAGUCCCCUUAGCAAGUUGCUUUCCCACUUUCUCUUAUUUUCGUUUGGUGUCUAGAAUUUCAACUUUAGUUUCCUUCAUACAGCCUUUAAACCUUUCAAUAUCCAGAUGGUGCAUUUCUCAGCAAUACUUCACACCAUUAUAUGGUGCAUCUAAAACCAUCAAAUAGAUAUUAAGUGUAAAUAUUAGACUUUCGCCUUGCCUAAAAACCACUCCUGGGGAACAAUGCCUAAGACUUUUUGGUGUUUGUUAUGCUACAGAAGAAUACUCAACAUAGACAGGGUAAAAGGAAUAACCUGUGGGGCUUUUUUCCCUCAUUAGCACUGAAUUAAGGUGUUCUUUGGGGUUUUUGUUUGUUUCUUCCUGUGGGGAGGAUUGUGUCUUUCUCCAGUUUUCUCUUACUGGACAUGAAGGAUGAUGCCGUACUUCUAGUGGGUGAUUUUACAGCUGUGUGUGUGUUUACAUUGUGUUUUGGUUUUUGUUAUUCUGGAGGCUGUGAGCCCACCUUUCAAGAUGGGCUUCAAUUUCAAGUUGGUGCCAAUCAGCACCUGACUAGUAGAAAUAUAAAGUUGGGAUAUAAGUGUUUUUAGAAACUUGAACAAUUGCCACAUAAUAGAGGUGCAAUAAUUUUUAUUCCUGUUGUACCUGCAUGUUGAUGUUCAAAUACUCCUGAAAUACACUUCAUUUUUUUUUACAUAAA